Messenger RNA from Galeopterus variegatus (Sunda flying lemur), 1711 nucleotides. Its product is annotated as transmembrane protein 184A. NCBI's taxonomy places the organism in Eukaryota, Metazoa, Chordata, Mammalia, Dermoptera, Cynocephalidae. The transcript has 7 exons. The record is from RefSeq and is a predicted model, not a curated record. The annotation marks the transcript as partial. Gene Ontology annotation, molecular function: transporter activity. Gene Ontology annotation, biological process: transport. Gene Ontology annotation, cellular component: early endosome membrane.
AUAUACCUGCACCUGCGCUCCUACACCGUGCCGCACGAGCAGCGCUAUAUCAUCCGGCUGCUUCUCAUCGUGCCCAUCUAUGCCUUCGACUCCUGGCUCAGCCUCCUCCUCCUGGGAGACCACCAGUACUACGUCUACUUUGACUCCGUGCGGGACUGCUACGAAGCCUUUGUCAUUUACAGCUUCCUGAGCCUCUGUUUCCAGUACCUGGGGGGCGAGAGUGCCAUCAUGGCUGAGAUUCGGGGGAAGCCCAUCAAGUCCAGCUGCUUCUAUGGCACCUGCUGCCUGCAGGGCAUGUCCUACUCCAUCGGGUUCCUGCGAUUCUGCAAGCAGGCCACGCUGCAGUUCUGCAUUGUGAAGCCCAUCAUGGCCUUGACCACCAUUGUCCUGCAGGCAUUCGGCAAAUACCAUGACGGAGACUUCAACAUCCACAGUGGCUACCUCUAUGUGACCCUGGUCUACAACGCCUCCGUCAGCCUGGCCCUCUACGCCCUGUUCCUUUUCUACUUCGCCACCAGGGAGCUCCUACGGCCCUUCGAGCCCAUCCUCAAGUUUCUCACCAUCAAGGCGGUCAUCUUUCUGUCCUUUUGGCAGGGGAUGCUGCUGGCCAUCCUGGAGAGGUGUGGGGUCAUCCCCGAGGUCCAGACCAUCGACGGGAGCAGGGUGGGGGCCGGCACACUGGCUGCAGGCUACCAGAACUUCAUCAUCUGCAUCGAGAUGCUGUUCGCUUCCAUCGCCCUGCGGUACGCCUUCACCUGCCAGGUGUACUCAGAGAAGAAGGAAAACUCGCCAGCCCCCACAGCAACCAUGCAGAGCAUCUCCAGCGGCCUCAAGGAGACCAUGAGUCCCCAAGACAUCGUGCAGGACGCCAUCCACAACUUCUCCCCUGCCUACCAGCACUACACGCAGCAGGCCACUCAUGAGGCCCCAAGGCCCGGCCAGGGUGUGCACCCCUCACCCAGCCCCCACCCCGGCACAGCCGGUGGCUCUGGUGGGGGCAGGAAGAGCCGGAACAUAGAGAAGAGGAUGCUGAUCCCUUCGGAGGACCUAUAGGAGGGCCUCGAGGUUGCCACCACCUGGCUGGGGACCCAGGUUGCCCAGGUCUCUGGAAAGAAACAGGGCUCCCCACCCACCAACCCUCUUGCCAAAGGUCAGGCCUCUCCCGAGAGCCACCUAUGAGGCCCAUGGAGUGCAGGUUCCAUCCUACCUCCAGCCUGUGGAUCAGGGCACUCUCAGCCCUGCCAGGGGCCCAGGGCCAGAGCCCCAGGAGAAGGCACCUGAGGAAAUUGGACAAGGCUGGGAAUUCACUGGGCUCACCUGGCUCUCAGCUCCAGGUGGCUGCUGAGGUCUUGGCUGCAUGGGCCCAGGGGAGUUGGCUCUUCCUUCCACAGACAGACUGAAGGGCAGAUCCCAGGCUGAGCAGCUGAGGGAGGGAUGGCUGGGGGAGCGGGGCAGCCCAGCACUGAGGCGGCACAGGAGCUGCGUGCGGGAGCCACACAGGCUGGCCGGGGCAGGAAGACGACUCUCAGCUGAGCCUGGCUGUGGCCGUCUUGGGCACAUGGGAGAAGGGCCCUGCUCCACCCACACUCCAGCCACAGGGGAGCCCUGGCGAGGCCCCCCGCACAGGGGAAGGUGUGCCUGGUGUGGUCCGGGACAUGCCAGGGGCCUAUUGGCACAGAACCUCCAGUGUUAUGUGGAAGGCUUGUGAGCC